Messenger RNA from Manihot esculenta (cassava), 1028 nucleotides. RefSeq lists its product as uncharacterized. Bases 141 to 872 code for a protein of 243 amino acids. The transcript is spliced from 5 exons. The record is from RefSeq and is a predicted model, not a curated record. Lineage: Eukaryota; Viridiplantae; Streptophyta; Magnoliopsida; Malpighiales; Euphorbiaceae.
AAACUGCUUGGAAAAAGAACUACCCACGAGCGCGAAGCGUUCAAACUUUUGGCGCCUAAACGAAAAUUUUAGAUAGCUACUGAACACCUGCACUGCACCUCGACCAAACAGAAGAGAAGAGGAAGGCCAAGCAAAUUCAGAUGAAUUCAAAUCACAAUCAAAUUAGGGUUUUUGGUCAGCGCUCUAUUCCUUCCUCGUUCAACUUUCGAUCGUCAAAUCUUGUUAAGGAUUCAAAUGUUGAUAAUCAAAAGCAAGCUUCAAACAAGGAUUCAAGCAUUUCACUCUCUGAUUUUCUUGAAAGUAAGCUGCAUACUGGUCCUGCACGACCAAAAAUCGUUAAGGGGAAGUUGAGGCCUUUUACAUCACCUCUGGUUCCUAGAGGUGAUGGUGGGUCUACUGAUGACCGGAUGGGGGUAGAAAAAGAAGGGAAAGAAAGGAAUUCUGUUAUUGAUGAAGUGGUUUUUGAGCAGUUUAAACAUGCUAGUUCAGAGAAAGUAUAUAGUAUAUAUUCAUGUGGUGUGGACGGCAACGAUGUUGAAUUAGGAACUUCCAGCACACAAUUUGAUCUAGAUUCAACUCAUGUUAACUCAAAUAAUGAUCAAGAAACAAGAAAAAGGAGGAUUCCUUUUGAAGAUGGUAAAGAAAAAUAUGCUACUCGGAAGCAUUCAUUAGUUCUGGGAGGUGAUCCAGAACCCAAGCAAAGAACAUGGGGAAAGCAGUUCACUAGCAACAAAAAACCAAGACCUCUCUAUAAUCACUAUGCGAAUGGUUGUGGCUGGUGGGACUGUGACAUGGAAGGUGUUGACACUGAAGAUGUAGGAACCGGUGAAAUAUGGGAAGGGGUAGGCUCAACAACAUUUGGAGGAAUUUGAAUGGCAAUGGUUUCAUUUCUCAAUGAUUGUUGAUUUAUAUGCUAGAGAUUACUUUCUGUAGAAGGCCCUAAUCAAAUAUGUUUAUAUGCAAGAUAUUAGUCUUUAUGAUCUCUUGAUUAGACCAUGUCCUAAUCAAAUUGUUCUUGCAUUCAUUGU